Diaporthe citri is the source of this 900-nucleotide messenger RNA. RefSeq lists its product as uncharacterized. Gene Ontology annotation, biological process: mycotoxin biosynthetic process. Lineage: Eukaryota; Fungi; Ascomycota; Sordariomycetes; Diaporthales; Diaporthaceae. The transcript is spliced from 2 exons. The coding region runs from base 1 to 900 and encodes 299 amino acids. The record is from RefSeq and is a predicted model, not a curated record.
AUGAUCCCGAUAAGAUCAUCCUCGUCAGACGAAGAAGAAAGGACGGCGUUCAUUGAGCCAACUCCUGUAUAUCGUGAUCAGAAACAGGGUUCAUGGAGAGGCAUUUCCCGUCCUUUCAUCCUCCUCAGCAUUUUCAAUUUCUUGGCGUUGGGACUCACUGUCACCAUCCUGACCUUAUGGCACAAUGGACACACAAAACCGUCAGCUAGUCCCAAUGAAGUAUACCGACAAGUGAACGGCCCCUCUCCACUUUACGACCAGGUGCCUCUCAACCCAUACAAGACCACCACCAACGGCACCUUCUGGCCGGCCAACAGGCCCGACGGCGGCAGCGUAGCCCGGAAGAUGCCCAACCCGGCAGACGAGGCCGUCUGGGACGACUGGGAGCUGACCACCGUCGUGCCCGUGACGGCCGCCGGCAUCCGCGAGCUGGGCAAGGACAUCUCGACCGCCGCAAAGCUGGAGGACGACGUCUGGGGGCUCGGCGACGACGCAUACGCGGGGGUGCUCGACGUCUUCCACCAGAUACACUGCCUGAACCAGCUGCGCAAGUUUGCCUACGCGGACUACUACCACAUGAAAAUCGCCAACGCGGACCCGGAGGCCCUGACCACACAUGAGGUGCAUACCAACCAUUGUGUGGAUAUUAUAUUGCAGGCUAUACAAUGUUCUGGGAACCUGCAGUUGGUCACGAUGCACUGGAUGGAGCGACAGCAGUACCCGUUCCCUGACAUGAGCACGAAUAGGCAAUGUGUUGAGUUUGAUAGGAUCACCCAGUGGCGAAACGACAACAGGAUCGACAUGAAGAAGUUUGUCGCGACGAUGAAGAAGGAUCAACAGCCUGGUCCUGUCAAAGAACGACCAGCAGAAAAGGGAUACCUAGACAUGUUUGGGGAAUGA